Molecule: messenger RNA, 2887 nt
Organism: Cydia fagiglandana
Lineage: Eukaryota; Metazoa; Arthropoda; Insecta; Lepidoptera; Tortricidae
Product: cytochrome P450 4g15-like
Exons: 10
Coding region: 38-1729 (563 amino acids)
Molecular function (GO): oxidoreductase activity, acting on paired donors, with incorporation or reduction of molecular oxygen; monooxygenase activity; iron ion binding
Source: RefSeq, a predicted model, not a curated record
AUUAUUAAAAUGUAUUUUUUCUUGUACCUACAGAAAAAUGUCGACCACAGUGGAACAAUUGCCAGAGAUCCAAAACAGCACGAGAGCGAUGUUCUACCCGCUGCUGGUGCUGGCUUCCAGCCUGUGGCUGCUGUACCGGUGGCAGCAGAGCUCGCGGCUGUACAAGAUGGGCAAUAAGCUGCCCGGGCCCAUGGCCGUGCCGAUAUUUGGCAACGCACUGUUAGCGCUUGGGAAAAGGCCCGAUGAUCUGGUGAACAUCGGCCUCCAGUAUGGUGAGAAGUACGGCAGCGUGAUCCGCGGGUGGCUCGGCUCGAAGCUGAUCAUCUUCCUCACCGACGCGGACGACAUCGAGGUCAUCCUGAACAGCCACGUGCAUAUCGACAAGGCCUCCGAGUACAGGUUCUUCAAGCCGUGGCUUGGAGAAGGCUUACUUAUCAGCUCAGGCGAAAAAUGGCGUUCUCAUCGAAAAAUGAUUGCUCCAACAUUUCAUAUAAACAUCCUGAAAUCGUUUAUGAGCGUGUUCAAUCAGAACAGCAUAAACGUGGUUAACAAGAUGAAGGCCGAAAUGAAUAAAACCUUUGAUGUCCACGAUUAUAUGAGCGGAGUUACUGUGGAUAUAUUACUUGAAACUGCAAUGGGAAUCACGAGAAAAACUCAGGACGAGUCUGGAUUUGAUUAUGCCAUGGCAGUCAUGAAAAUGUGCGAUAUCAUCCACCAGAGACAUUACAAAUUCUGGUUGCGAUUUGACGCUAUUUUCAAACUAACUUCAUUUUUCAAACAACAAAUAAAUCUCCUCAAUAUUAUACAUGGGCUAACAAAUAAGGUAAUCAAGAGCAAAAAACAAACAUACUUUGAAAACAAAUCUAAGGGUAUAAUACCUACAUCGAUAGAAGAAUUGACACGUUCCAAAGAAAACGACGAAACUGGAUUAGCGAAUAACGUGAAAACCUUAGCUGAUUCUGUUUUUAAAGGCUAUCGGGAUGAUUUGGAUUUUAAUGAUGAAAACGAUGUUGGAGAAAAGAAACGACUUGCAUUCUUGGAUCUUAUGAUAGAAUCUGCUCAAAGUGGUGCAAAUAAAAUAAGUGACCACGAAAUUAAGGAAGAAGUUGACACUAUCAUGUUUGAGGGCCACGACACUACGGCCGCUGGUUCUAGCUUCGUACUCUGCCUCCUCGGAGUACACCAGGAUAUUCAAGCUAGAGUAUAUGAUGAGUUGUAUGAAAUUUUCGGGGACUCCGACAGACCGGUCACGUUUUCAGAUACUUUACGCAUGAAAUACUUGGAGAGAGUUAUUUUUGAGUCCCUUAGGAUGUAUCCACCAGUACCAAUUAUUGCAAGAAAACUGAAGCGAGAUGUAAAAAUUGCCACUAACAACUAUGUACUGCCAGCGGGCUCAACCAUAGUCAUCGGAACAUUCAAGGUUCACCGCAAUCCGAAAUACUACAAGGAGCCAGAUGUGUUCAAUCCAGACAACUUCUUGCCUGAAAAUACCCAAGACCGGCAUUACUACAGUUACAUACCAUUCAGCGCUGGGCCUAGGAGCUGUGUGGGUCGCAAAUACGCCAUUCUGAAGUUAAAAGUAUUACUCGCUACGGUGCUAAGGAACUUCAAGAUGGUCUCAGAUAUUCCUGAAGACCAGUUUAUGUUAAAAGCCGACAUUAUUUUAAAGCGAUCAGAUGGAUUCAGGAUCAGGAUUGAACCUAGGAGAAAAGUUCCCACAAGUGCGUGAAUUAUUCUACUUAUUGGUUCUUAUAAUAAUGUUCCUUUAAAUGAUUGAUUGCUAAUUAAUUUGAAUAAUGAGUGUCUCCUUAGUAAAAAGGAAUAGUUUCCUAAACACAUAUAUGUUCCUUAGACAUAGUUUACUCAGAAGGUGUUUCAAUGUAGGUACUUCUAGGAUUAAACGUUGCCACUUGCAAUUUCAUACCUAUAAUUAGGUACCAUAAAAGUUAUAAAUGCUCACUUACCUAAAUUAAUGAAAAACCAAAUUAUACAACAAUACCUUUUGCUGACUGCAUCAGCUCACCUAGAGCUGAUUUAUUACUAUUAUAUUACAUUUGUGAAUUUCAAAUGUAAUUGAUAAUGUUUAUGACUAUUUAAUUAUUAUAUAUUAGGUGUAUUAUACUUAUUUCGAUUUAAGUAGGUAUACUUUAUAUAUAAUGUUUUACUUUACUAGAACUUGUUUUGUAGAUUGGUGCGCUUGGUAAGACUUGGCUAUGUGUACAUUUGUUUAAGGUAUCCUUAAAUAUAUUAUAUUUUCAGUACAAUACGUUCCAUCAUUUUCUGAAUAAACUCAUUUAAUCAUUUUCAUUUAAUAAACAUAGAUAUUCCUUGUUUCUUUUUCCUAAACGCAAUGUAUAAUAUUUUAUUUUAAUCAUACACCGUGCUUAAUAAAAAUGUAUGUACCUAUGUAGUGUUGUAAUAAUUUACAACAUAUUUUAGGAAUGAUUUUAAAGUACCUAUGUAAAACGAUUCAUUUAGAAUUUAAAUUAAGGUGCAGGGGAGAAAUUUCGGCUUCGGGGUAAUUUCAACUAAUCGGAAAUAUAUUCCAUGUUUUACAUUAUUUACUAGAGUGCCAUAUAUGUUCAGACAGCGUACAAUAUGUGUUAUGUGUGUUGUGUGUGACUCUAGUUAAUAAUGUAAAACAUGGAAGAUAUUUCAAUUAGUUGGAAUUAUCCCGCAGUCGAAAUUAUCCCCCUGUACCUUACAGCUAAACAUAAACAUACAAUUCGAUGCCUGUUUGUAUACCUACUUAGAAAAACUAGUAUAACGUAUUGAUGAAAAACGCUUAGUUUGUUCAAUAUUGUUUAUUGUUCGUGAAUAAAAUACCUUAUUUAGUCAUAAAAUGUAUAGGCAGUAGACAUUCUAAUCAAUUAAAUAAUAAAUAACA